AUGCCCGACGAUCGAAUUGGUUUUGUCACUCAUGAGACCUUGUUUUUCGGAAGAUAUGAUGGAGAAGAUUUGGAGCAAAAUGGGGAGCAAGGUUUGUACAUACAUUGCUUAUAGAAUAUUGAUUAUUUUUUUCUCCUUUUAGAAAACCAUAUUUACACUGUGACAGUUAACAAUAUGGAAAAUGUGGAGGAAAUCGCUUGGUCUAUAACUAUUUUAACAUUCUAUGGAAUAUUUAGAUUCCCCACAAUUCAUUUCAUUUGA
This is a messenger RNA of Caenorhabditis angaria, 261 nucleotides long. The record is from the annotation of a GenBank genome assembly. Lineage: Eukaryota; Metazoa; Nematoda; Chromadorea; Rhabditida; Rhabditidae.